UCGUCAGGUGGUGGUGCCUGCAACGGACGCCCGCCAGUCAGGAGCGGGCUGAGCAGGUUGGUGGCCUUGUGGACGCGGGAGGAGAGGCCGGAGAGCGAGCGGCAGCCGCCGAGGCCGGGGUGAGGGAGCCGUGGUCAGCCGCGCCGCUGAGGGUGAGGAGGAGCUGCAGCCCCGGCGCGGGGAUAUUAGAGAUGGCUACACCCCAGUCAGUUUUCGUCUUUGCAAUCUGCAUUUUAAUGAUAACAGAAUUAAUCCUAGCCUCAAAAAGCUACUAUGAUAUCUUAGGUGUGCCAAAAUCUGCAUCAGAGCGCCAAAUCAAGAAGGCCUUUCAUAAAUUAGCCAUGAAGUACCACCCUGACAAAAAUAAGAGUCCUGAUGCUGAAGCAAAAUUCAGAGAGAUUGCAGAAGCAUAUGAAACGCUCUCAGAUGCUAAUAGGCGGAAAGAAUAUGAUGCAGUUGGACACAGUGCUUUUACUAAUGGCAAAGGACAGAGAGGUGGAAGUCCUUUUGAGCAGUCAUUUAACUUCAACUUUGAUGACUUAUUUAAAGACUUUAAUUUUUUUGGCCAGAACCAACAAAACACUCGUUCUAAGAAGCAUUUUGAAAAUCACUUCCAGACACGCCAGGAUGGUUCCAGUAGGCAAAGGCAUCAUUUCCAGGAGUUUUCCUUUGGAGGUGGAUUGUUUGAUGACAUGUUUGAAGAUAUGGAGAAAAUGUUUUCUUUUAGUGGCUUUGAUAGCACUAAUCAACACACAGUACAGACUGAAAAUAGAUUUCAUGGAUCUAGCAAGCACUGUAGGACUGUCACUCAACGAAGAGGAAAUAUGGUUACUACAUACACUGACUGUUCAGGACAAUAGUGGUUCUUUUUCUUUUCUCUAAGCCCACAUGUUUGAUACAGAAACAGUUUUCUGUUAACUGUUUUGACAAAUGCAUGAUUUCAUUUACUUUAAGCAGUUUGAUAGUGCUAUUACAUAUAUUUAAAUUGUUUUGACAAAUUCAACCACAUUCAGUUUGUACACAAGUCUAACGAUUAAUUUUCCUGAUUAGAAAAGUUUCUUUAAAAAAAAAAAAAAUCUUUUUCUCCCCCUUUACUUGUCCUUGGGCUCAUUAAUUUGGCCAACAAAACAAGCAAAACCUCCAAAGGCAAAAGAGUCAGUUUGCCUGAUUAAAUAUUUAAAGAUUAAACUUUGAACGUUACUGUAGACGUAAAUUGUGUGAUCUUGAAUAAUUUUUGCAGUGAAACCUUUGCUAAUUUAAAAUUGCAUGCUCUGUAGCAUCUGUGAUUUGGGUUGCUAAAUGUAUAUGAAACUAGUUGAGUCAUUCAGUGAGGGAGACCAGUGCCUGGUUAAUUGCCACUGAAAAUUUUAGAAAGUGGUGGUUUGAUAUUUGAUAUUUACCACCAAAUGAUGCCUUUUCUAUGAUAGAAUUGGUAUAAAGAAAUGAUUGUAUUGCUCAUAGUUAUGCUGAAAAAAGUUGAAAACUUAAAUAUUGCCAAGAGAUUGUGUGUUUAGUCCCUGGCUAAUGAUUUUGUAGGACCAAAAUCAUAGCUAUUUAAACAUCUUUUUACAUUUCUUUCUUAGCUUGUUGACUCUCUAAGUCUUAUUAUGAAUUUAUGUGGUUUGUGUGUGGAGUUCCUGUUUGCACUUGUCUUUAACUAGAGAUUGACUAAUACCUCAUUCUUUUUGUAAAAGCAGCCAGUAAUUUCUGUGCAACCUUGUUAUGUGCAAUAUUUUUAAAUCCUGAGAAAUGUGUGCUUUUUUGUUGUUAGAGUUAUUUCUUUAGUUCUGCACUUUUCCACAUACUCCAUAUGAGUAUUAAUCCUAUGGAUGCAUAUUAAAACUAGUAAUGUCUCAUGCAAUAUUGUGUGUGAGUGAGAAAAAUAUAAAUAUUUACAACCUGA
Molecule: messenger RNA, 1903 nt
Organism: Nannospalax galili (Upper Galilee mountains blind mole rat)
Lineage: Eukaryota; Metazoa; Chordata; Mammalia; Rodentia; Spalacidae
Gene: Dnajb9
Product: DnaJ heat shock protein family (Hsp40) member B9
Exons: 3
Coding region: 192-860 (222 amino acids)
Cellular component (GO): endoplasmic reticulum
Molecular function (GO): protein-folding chaperone binding; misfolded protein binding
Source: RefSeq, a predicted model, not a curated record